UCAAUGCUGAUUAGUAACUCCAAAUGCAAGAAGCAUACAUUGAUGGGGGAAGAUGGAGCCUUGUAAAGAAGAGGAGAUCUCCAAAUUUUAACCUAUUCCAGAAGCAAGAAGAACUUGACCAAAUUAUGAUCCCUGCUUCCUCUUCCCGGUUUGCCCCUCUCCGUAUUUCUCGGAUCCGAUCUCCGGCGAGGACUCACCUGUGCUUUCGCGCUUUCUCAGCCGUCACCAUGACUGAUCCCAACGAUGCCGGAAUGGAUGCUGUUCAGAGACGACUCAUGUUUGAGGACGAAUGCAUUCUCGUUGAUGAAAAUGAUCGUGUGGUGGGCCAUGACACUAAAUAUAACUGUCAUCUGAUGGAAAAGAUUGAAGCUGAGAAUUUGCUUCAUAGGGCUUUCAGUGUGUUUUUAUUCAACUCCAAAUUUGAGUUGCUUCUCCAGCAAAGGUCAAAAACAAAGGUUACUUUCCCACUUGUGUGGACAAACACUUGUUGCAGCCAUCCUCUUUACCGUGAAUCCGAGCUUAUUGAAGAGAAUGUGCUUGGGGUAAGAAACGCUGCACAAAGAAAGCUUCUCGAUGAGCUCGGUAUUGUAGCCCAAGAUGUACCUGUCGAUGAGUUCACUGCCUUGGGACGCAUGCUUUACAAGGCACCUUCCGAUGGAAAAUGGGGCGAGCACGAACUUGAUUAUCUACUUUUCAUCGUGCGGGAUGUGAAGGUUCAACCAAACCCAGAUGAAGUGGCUGAUAUAAAGUAUGUGAGCAGGGAAGAGCUCAAGGAGCUGGUGAAGAAAGCAGAUGCAGGUGAUGAAGCUGUGAAACUAUCUCCAUGGUUUAGAUUGGUGGUGGACAAUUUCUUGAUGAAGUGGUGGGAUCAUGUUGAGAAAGGAACUCUCAUUGAAGCUGCAGACAUGAAAACCAUUCACAAGCUCUAAACUUUUUUUAUAAAAAGUUUUGGAUCUCCCUCUUCUCAUUUUUGCAUUUAUAAUUUAUUGUACCCUAUAAUUAAAGGUGAAACUCCAUUUGAUUUUGACAAAACCGGCAAGAAGAUCUCUUCCUGGGAUUUUU
Messenger RNA from Eutrema salsugineum, 1062 nucleotides. Its product is annotated as isopentenyl-diphosphate Delta-isomerase I, chloroplastic. Gene Ontology annotation, molecular function: isopentenyl-diphosphate delta-isomerase activity. The transcript is spliced from 7 exons. Bases 24 to 929 code for a protein of 301 amino acids. NCBI's taxonomy places the organism in Eukaryota, Viridiplantae, Streptophyta, Magnoliopsida, Brassicales, Brassicaceae. Gene Ontology annotation, biological process: isopentenyl diphosphate biosynthetic process; isoprenoid biosynthetic process. The record is from RefSeq and is a predicted model, not a curated record. Gene Ontology annotation, cellular component: cytoplasm.